Messenger RNA from Laccaria bicolor S238N-H82, 360 nucleotides. RefSeq lists its product as uncharacterized. The record is from RefSeq and is a predicted model, not a curated record. The coding region runs from base 1 to 360 and encodes 119 amino acids. NCBI's taxonomy places the organism in Eukaryota, Fungi, Basidiomycota, Agaricomycetes, Agaricales, Hydnangiaceae. The transcript has 2 exons.
AUGGACCUCACACAAGAGCACCUCAAUUUUAAAAUCAAAGUUUCCUAUAAAGCUUGGGGGUCAAACACAUCAUGGGAAUGGCUUGAAACCAUUUCACCCUGUGUAGUUGCACUUGGUGAUCUUCAGAAGAUGCUGAACAACACACUGGGAGAUGACCAGGGCUGUAACGGAUAUUGGGAUUCUAUCCUUCUUCUAUAUGGUUUACUUUCCAUUAUUCAGCAGUCACAUGACUCCUUUCCAUACUUUGUCAGUAGUAGUCAUGUGACAAGACAUCUUCUUCUAUCUUUCAAACCACCACUGCGUAUACUCUGCAUCAGGAAUAGUGUUGUACUGCAUUCCCCCUUGAAGUAUUGUAAGUGA